Messenger RNA from Prunus avium (sweet cherry), 882 nucleotides. RefSeq names its product Single hybrid motif superfamily protein. Gene Ontology annotation, cellular component: cytoplasm; mitochondrion; glycine cleavage complex. The record is from RefSeq and is a predicted model, not a curated record. Gene Ontology annotation, biological process: glycine decarboxylation via glycine cleavage system; protein lipoylation. Lineage: Eukaryota; Viridiplantae; Streptophyta; Magnoliopsida; Rosales; Rosaceae.
AAAUAGAAAACCACACCCACCAACCCCACUAUAUAAAAGAGAAGAGAAGAGAACGAAUGUAUUUUAUAUAUAAAGAGAGGAACAGAGUGGUAGUGCUGUUGGAUUCACAAAUGGCUUCAAGGUUGCUGUGGGCUUCAAAGGCUGCUUCCUACCUCAGAAUCCAAGUGACCCACCGAGGGUUUGCUUCUGUUGUGAAGGAUCUUAAGUAUGCCGAUUCUCAUGAGUGGGUUAAAGUCGAUGGAAACUCUGCGACUGUUGGAAUAACUGAUCAUGCUCAAGAUCAUUUAGGUGAUGUUGUUUAUGUUGAGUUGCCUGAAGUGGGGGCUGCUGUGAAGCAGGGUGAAGGUUUUGGAGCGGUUGAAAGUGUCAAGGCAACAAGUGAUAUUUACUCUCCUGUGUCAGGAAAAGUGAUUGAAGUCAAUGAAGAGCUUGGCAACUCCCCUGGUUUGGUCAACUCAAGCCCAUAUGAGGAUGGAUGGAUAAUUAAAGUCGAGAUAAGUGAUAGCGGUGAAGUGAAAAAGUUGAUGGACUCAGAAAAGUACACCAAGUUUUGUGAAGAAGAAGAUGCACAUUGAUUGAUCCAGGCCAAUGGCAGCAGGCACUCCUCACAAAAUGGGUUGCUUGUGCAUAGAAUGUAACAGGGGUAGUCAAAAGUGCAAAUUCAGCUUUCCACAUUUAUUCUGUCUCUUACACCGCCUUUCUUCCUCAUGAGGAAUCAAUUUAUUGGGAUUGUUGUUUCUAUCUGGAUAAUGAAUGAUCAGUUUUGUCUUUCACCUGUUUGGUCUGUCCUUUGGAUAUUGUGGCAGAUGUGGGAUUUGUUAACUGUUCAUUGCUGAGAAUGAGAUGAAGUGCUACAAGUUGCAGUAGGAAUAAUUUGAAACA